Messenger RNA from Eufriesea mexicana, 2970 nucleotides. It is a transcript of the gene PGAP1, whose product is annotated as GPI inositol-deacylase. Gene Ontology annotation, biological process: endoplasmic reticulum to Golgi vesicle-mediated transport; GPI anchor metabolic process. Gene Ontology annotation, cellular component: endoplasmic reticulum. The record is from RefSeq and is a predicted model, not a curated record. The coding region runs from base 1 to 2667 and encodes 888 amino acids. NCBI's taxonomy places the organism in Eukaryota, Metazoa, Arthropoda, Insecta, Hymenoptera, Apidae. Gene Ontology annotation, molecular function: phosphatidylinositol deacylase activity. The transcript is spliced from 10 exons.
AUGUUUCAAACAAAAUGUAUAUUAUUUUAUAUCACGGUAUUCCUACUUUUAAUGUUAUGUCUUUUAUUUUAUAUGCUUGGAGCUGCUCGUUAUGUUACGGAUUUUGAAGAAAAUACGUGUGACAUGACAUAUAUGUUUGAAUAUCCACAAUAUGUGAGAAUCUCCUUAAAUAAUGAAAUAGAAGAACAAUAUCGAAGAUAUGGAUUAUAUGCAUAUGGAGAAGGUUUUAUUACUGAGAAACUUAGAAGGAUGUACUUCUCAGGAAUACCAGUUCUUUUUAUACCUGGUAAUCUUGGAUCUCAUGAACAAGUAAGGUCUCUUGCUUCUGUGAGUUUAAGGAAAAGUUUAAAGGACCGAACUUCAUUUCAUUUUGAUUAUUUUACUGUAUCAUUAGGCAAGGAUUAUUCUGCUUUAUAUGGAGGUGUACUAAUGGAAGAGACAGUAUAUGUUUCAUACUGUAUAAAAAAAAUAUUAAGUUUAUAUAAAACUAAUAUGGAUAGCAUUAUUCUUAUAGGACACUCAAUGGGAGGUAUUAUAGCUAAAGGUUCUCUUUUAAUGACACCAAAUGUAAAUGCUAGUGUUGCAAGUAUCAUUAUUACUUUAGCUACUCCUCAUAUUCCCACUUUAGUAUUAGACCAUACUUUUGCCAAUUAUUACAAAAAUUUAGAAAAACGUUUAAGUGAAAUAAAAGAUGCAGGAACUAGUGUAAUAUCAAUAGGAGGUGGACCACGAGAUACACUUAUAACUUCAACACAAAUUUUUGAUUCUACAGCAGAUUUUAAUGUUAUUUCUAAUACUAUGCCAGGUGUUUGGAAAUCCACAGAUCAUCUAAGUAUUUUGUGGUGUAAACAGUUAAUGCUAUCUGUUGUGCGUUCACUGUUUGACUCUGUUGAUUAUACUCAAAAACCAGCUAAAAUUUUUUCUACAGCUAAUGAAAGAAUGCAAGCAUUGUCAUAUCAUUUCCAUCAUCGUACUUCUGGAAAAAAAUUAUAUUCUCAUAAAGAAACAAUACAAUUUGAACCUGGUGGUGAAUGGAUUGAGAAUAUUCAAAGGCACUAUACAUGGACUAACAAAAAUUUAUCUAAGAAGACAUCCUGUAUUUAUGUUAUGAUUAGAUUAAAUGGACAACCAGACCAUUUAACUAUUGACACUACAAAUUUAGAAUCCAAGGAUUGGUUAUUUGCAUGUACAGCCUCUUAUAUACAACAACAAUCAAGAGUUUGCAACUGGGGAUGGAAUUUGACAAAUAGAACAAGAAUUUUACCCGAUCCGUCACAUCGUAUAAGAAAAAUUGUUGACUUAAAUUUUCAAGAAAUAAAAUACCCUGAUGUAACACAUAUUAUAGUAAGAAUUACACCAGAUAGUUUAAAAAACUAUAUUUCAGUAAAUGUUGAUUUGUAUUCUUAUGAUACAAGAGUUAUACCUAUCAAAAGUAAUUUACCUUUGUUAAAAAAUUUAUUUGUAAUACCACAAAUCAAAAAAUCAAAUCUUGGACAUAUUAGAUAUUAUGUCAAUUUUGAUAACACUGUGAAUGUCUUAGCAGUUGAACUUAAAGCAUCUGAAUGUACAGAUCCAAAACAUCACGCAAUAGUUGAAUUAUUAGAACCAUGGAGUAUUGGAGUUACACAAAUUCAAAUUUUUACAGUCAUUGAUGAUGGGCCAAAAACAAUGAAAAUUCAAACUAAAUAUAAGUAUCCCGACAUUUUUCCAAACUUAAGAAUAACUCUAGAUCCUGCAUGUUCAUAUGUAAUUAAUAUUCAAGAAGGUGGGAUUAUAGAUCGAAUAUCUUGUACUGUAAGAGACCGCUGGUAUCUGUUAUAUACAACAAUUAUUAGCUUACUCUUACUAUUUUUAUCUACAAGGAUUAACCAUGGCCACAAACAAACUCCAAUAAUUGUAAUUACCAUAUUUCUCUCAUUUUGUUAUAAUUUAAUAUUUGAAUGUUUAAUUGCCUUGGCAAUUAUUUGUGUAUUCAUUAUUGGACUAUGCUGUUCCAUUAUAUUCCUUGGUUCAGUAGCUCAUGGUAUUGCUGUUAGAUUUCUAGCACGUGCAAUAACUUUUUCAACAACAUGGUCAGAUUGGUUGCUAGAAGGAUUAAAUCAGAUACCAUUUAUUACUGCAAUUUUAGUUUUAUCCUUAAUACCAGCAACUUGUGGAGCUUUAGCUAUGUUCAUUUCACUUUUUCUGUAUUUUUUAAAUUUGACGAAAAUGUAUGAAGAUUAUUUAGAAAAAUUAUUAAUAGCUUCAUUACAACAUUUUAAUUGGAUACGACAAUUUAAAACCCCAAAAGUUUAUUCUGAAGAUCAUGAGAACACAAGACAAAAAAUAUUCAAUCAUCUUAUUCUUUUCACACUUUGGUGUUUUACUGCUAUUCCAGCUAUACCAACUGUACUUGUUUGGGCAAAAAAUUUCAGUUAUAAUAUGACAAUUUCUACUGAAGAUCCUUUGUUACUUCAAAGCUGGACAGUUUUAGUAACAUGUAGUACAAUGGGAUCGGUACAACUUCCUCUUAAUAUUCGCAAGAGCAAUUCUCAAAUAUUAUCAAGUAUAUUAUGUUUCCUAGGUUGGGUUGUACUUUUAAUGGGAGCAGCAACUCAUCCCUCUUUUUAUCAAUAUUAUAUGCCACCUAUUGUAGCUGGAGUUGUUGUUAUCAUCUCGAUUAUGUGAAAAAGAGAGAAGUGGAAUUAAUCGUCUCGACAUAAAAUGUUUAUGCUAUACAUCAACUUUUCGUGCAUGUAAAAAUUAUGUAAUAUAAUAGUGUCAGAGUGACCACUUAAAUGUCCAUGAGUUAUCCUUACCGUUUUCUGGAAUUGGAGGCGGAUUUGAGUAAGAAUAAGACUGUAAAUCACAAUCGAUCAAUUUUUAAAAUAAACUUCCCGGGAUAAAUAUUCACACUGGAUGUUAAUCGAAGGACAUAUAAGUGGAUACCACUAUCGUAUAUCAUAUUUGUGUAAAAGUAUUUAUUUUUUG